AUGGGGAAGAGGCUUGCUAGAGCUCUUGAUGGGCCCGCCGUGCCGCGUAAGCGACUCAAGGUCGUUCAUGAGGCACCAACGUCGGAGGAGGUAAAGACAAGCAAGCAAUUGCAGCAUCUCCUGUCAUUCACGCCAGACACUGCGCGCGCAAGGCAUGGUCUGCAAUCCUUUAAGCUUUUCCUCGAUGAGCUCCUUCAUCCUGAGCAUGACCCUGAACGCCUCAGUCUUUUAGAGGCUUAUCUGGAAGCCGUGAAACCAAACGCAGACGAUGAGAACCCAGUCUUCUUGCCAGACAUCAUGCAGCUAUGGAGUCAUGCUGCCCAGACCAACAACGAAAACAUCAUGUCGGCUGUCCCGGUUGUCCUUGAUUUACUUCUCAGGCUGCUCUCGAAGACUCUCGACACAGUGCCCUACGGACUAGGUAUCUGCAGGACCCUGCUUCAGAAGCGCCAGCAAGAGCUGAUCGCUCGUAAUCUCUCUGCGGAUAAGAGCAAGUCCUUUAUCAUCUCCCCCACUCUCCGGGUAUUGAGGGAAGCUAUUGCUUUCGAUGGCGGUACUAUUGCAAGGCCGUUGUUCCGAGCCAGGGCAAAUAUGCUCAAGUCCCUGGCCCGAAACAUGGGCAUUGUUCACAUAGGUGACGAACCGGAGGAUGCCAAGCGGCCCUCUACUCGAACCAAUGCCGUCCUCUUCUUCCUUAGCGCCCUGCGCUUCCUCCAUGCCGAAGCGAAGAAGGAACUGCUGUCUCAACGGGAUAUUGUCUCUGCCCUCACGCGCGACAUCAAGCAAGAUCCCCCAUACCUGGUCAAAGACAUCCUUGACGGCCUCAAAGUUCAUGUUCUUCUUGAUGACAAGCUCCCGCGCGAGGCCAAGUCGGCACUCUUGAACGCCUCAACGCUCACCCGACUAUCGACUCUUUAUCAGUACCGCCUAGACUCCCCCGGAGAAGACGAGAUAUCAAUCGCAGAUAUUGCGCAUGAGUUUCUGAUGCUUGCAUGCACGAAUCCCUCCUGUGGAGUGUUAAGACAGGAUUCAGGCUACUAUCCUCGUGAGGUUGAUCUUAACGUCACGAUUCCAGAUGCUGAUAUCGAUGACCUCGGAUUAGAAGCGAUUGUGUGGAUGAAUAAGUUCAAAGCCGAGGUUCCUGUCAGAAAUUACACCUUGUCAAAUUUCUUGCCGAAUCUACGGCCGUGGUCGAGUGUCAAGCAAAGCGAGCUCAUCACUGCUAUCUUCAAGGUAGCUCCUGAGCUGGUAGCCAAUUACUUCCUCAACAAUAAAUCAUUCUCCUUCGAGCCAAAACUCUCAGCAACAUGGAUCGGCUACGCGGCAUUUCUCUUCAACAUAGUCACACUUCCCAUUCCGGCGCAUUUUUGCCGGGGGUCGGACUUUGCCACUCUUCCCCCGCCUACCUCAAUUGUCAUCGAUAACAUUCUCCCUCCGCCCCUAAACCAAAAAGCUCUCACACGGUGUCUCAACCACAAGUCAAACCUGAUCUCAUUCUUCGGCGUUCGAAUCCUCGUUGUCGCAAUCGAGAAGCUUGACCAGGCCAUUAAGCUGUAUCAUGAAUCGUCGCACACCAACAAAACAGCUUGGACUGAGGCUGCUAAAAGACUGGUUGACGAGUUUUGCCAGCGGAGCCCCAGCAUCAAAGACAUGAUCAAUGCAUACCGCUCAAUACCUGAGGCCAAUCUUAUGCAUCGUGAGGCAGCAAGCAGGCUCUUGCGCCUGUGCUAUGAAGUGUUACCUCAAAUGGCUUUGAUGGCCAAGUUCGAUGUUUCCCCGCUAUUGGAGACAUGCCUUCGCCGUUUGUCCUCUCAAGAGUUGGAUGACCCCCGAGACUUUGCAUUAAGCCUGAAGGAGCUAGAAAACCUGCUCGCUAUUGCUGGGUAUUCACCAGGCAUGCGCUGGCUUGUCGCCUCGGAAGGUCUCUCUCUUUCACCUUUCACAAUGCUUUUGAAAGUCUGCCUGGAAGCUCCGCAUGGUGUAGCCCUAGAGGCAAUUCGUCAGGUCCUCGAUUUCGUGGCCAAGGAACAGCAAGUGGUUCCAGCGAGCGACCACCAUCCUGGACUGCUGGUCUUGUUGGAGGCGCUACAAGCUUUGGGCGCAGAGAAACCAGAGUCGGUGGUUCAGGUGUGGCCUUUCUUAGACAAUUGUCUUACACGGUGCGCAAAUGCACCUGUCAAAUAUGUUGAAAAGUUGCAGCAGAUCGUAUUGGAGGGAGCUAAAACUCUUGACACAGGUCUUUCUGAGGCGGUUGUCAGCCCGCUCGCAAUUGUCAUGCUGGAGCAAUUACCAUUUGUUGCAGCCAAAAAAGACGAGCAAGACAAGCUUCGGGCUCUUGGGGAGUUUUUGCCCAAGUUCUUGGGUUAUUCUGUCACGUCCGGGGAAAGCAAACCGGUGCUUGAUCUGAUAUUCUGCAAGAUGGCUGAAUACCUACCUGAUAUCAAGGACAGAGUAGAAAAGCCUGGCGUUCUGGGCGGCCUGGUAUUUACAUACAGCGAUUGGUCACGACAUACAAAGACCUCUGUCUGUACACAAAAGUCAGAAAAGAAGCCGAUAGCUAGCUCAGAGGAAGGCCAAGGGAAGGAGACCAUUGACCUAGAAACUUUGGAGGCCAUGCUUGAUGUCACAGACGCUCUCAAAGCAGACAACUCGGCACUGACCAAAUGGAUAUCCAAGACGGUUGAUGAGCUCGUUGAUGAAGGCUAUCUGACAGCACUUAUCUCCCUGCUUGUUUCGGAACAUGCUAGCAUACGAAAGGAAGCCCUUGUCAAUAUCUUGAAGGCUGCCGCUAAGAUUAAACAAUCCGAGUACGAAGAGAAGGAACAAGUCUGGUUGCUUCUCUCGGAGCUCGCUGAGACAGCAAGGGACAAAAUCAACGACGGGCCGCUGCCCAGCACGACGGUUUCUUUUGCAUGCCAUGCACUCAAUGUGCUGCGCGAUCCACUUUCACAUCUAUACCCCAAGGUCAACACAUUCUUGAUCCGCGGGCCAUCUUGGAACCUCGACAAGCCGCCGUUGGUGACGGAGAUUUUGUCAGAAGACCCUGCAAUUGGAGAUUCGUGGUAUGCCCAAUCGGGCUGGCUUUUAGAGUAUUUACUGGAUGGGCUGCGAACACCGAGCGACUUUGAAUUGUUUCACAAGAAGCGGCUCAAGGGGCCGCUUUUCGAGAGGAUCUUGACCCUGGCAGCCAAUCCGUAUCUGCGGGCACCGCUGCGCAUGCAGCUCUGCAGGCUGAUAUAUCGCACGACCAAGAUCGAGGGGGGCAGCACUACACUCAUUACUCGACUUGGCAUCAUGAGCUGGCUCGAGGCUAGGGAGGCUGAUUGCCUAGACCCCAGCGAAGCGGUCAUUUACGCUGGAUUGCGGGAAAGGAUAUGGGAUACAUGUGACCAGGCGAGGGUAAAGAGUUGGAGCAAAAGCGGCUUGGGGCAUAAGGUUUAG
Thermochaetoides thermophila DSM 1495 is the source of this 3441-nucleotide messenger RNA. RefSeq lists its product as uncharacterized. The record is from RefSeq and is a predicted model, not a curated record. The coding region runs from base 1 to 3441 and encodes 1146 amino acids. NCBI's taxonomy places the organism in Eukaryota, Fungi, Ascomycota, Sordariomycetes, Sordariales, Chaetomiaceae. Gene Ontology annotation, biological process: maturation of 5.8S rRNA from tricistronic rRNA transcript (SSU-rRNA, 5.8S rRNA, LSU-rRNA); maturation of LSU-rRNA from tricistronic rRNA transcript (SSU-rRNA, 5.8S rRNA, LSU-rRNA). Gene Ontology annotation, cellular component: nucleolus. The transcript has 2 exons.